This is a messenger RNA of Coccomyxa subellipsoidea C-169, 867 nucleotides long. RefSeq names its product cyclin-like protein. Bases 1 to 867 code for a protein of 288 amino acids. Gene Ontology annotation, molecular function: cyclin-dependent protein serine/threonine kinase regulator activity. Gene Ontology annotation, biological process: regulation of cyclin-dependent protein serine/threonine kinase activity; mitotic cell cycle phase transition. NCBI's taxonomy places the organism in Eukaryota, Viridiplantae, Chlorophyta, Trebouxiophyceae, Coccomyxaceae. Gene Ontology annotation, cellular component: cytoplasm; cyclin-dependent protein kinase holoenzyme complex; nucleus. The transcript is spliced from 6 exons. The record is from RefSeq and is a predicted model, not a curated record.
AUGACCAUACUUGGAGAGGACAACAUGCAGAUUCUUUCGGCGCUGCUGGUGGAUGAGGAGCAGUACCAUGUGACCUCUGACUACAUGGAUGGUGACACAGGCGUUGGCCCGGAACAUCGCCACUUCCUGGUCUCAUGGAUGAUGACGGCAGCUGCGUGCCACAACUUUGGGGCGUUCACCUGCACCCUUGCCGUCAACCUAUUGGAUCGCUUCAUGGCCGCACAUCGCGCUUCCGACGGUGAGCUCUGGACGCUUCAACUGGCUGCUGUCGCAUGCCUGUCGAUCGCAGCAAAGAUGGAGGAAGGCGUCUUCCCUGACAACAUUGCCCUGUUCCAGGUGGCAAUUCCAUGGGAGCAGCCGUUUGAGGCGCGGCACAUAAAGAGCAUGGAGCUCGUUGUGCUGGCUACACUGGAGUGGCGAGUGGCGGCCGUGACUGCUGCCAGCUUCCUGGACCGAUUGCUGCUGGGCGCCUUUGACGCCGCCACCCUGGACGACCCCUCCGCGCUCCACGCCGCGCGCACCAAAUCCAUGGGCCUCCUUGCCAGGACACUGCCCGAGGAGCGCUACUUGGACUUCCGGCCGUCCACAGUGGCGGCUGCGUCCAUCCUGGUGGCCAUGCGGAUGUACUGCACCGACCAGGCCCUGCACACCGCCGAGUCCUACUUCGCCACCCUCAUCGCCCAGGUGGGGGAGUGCCAGGAGGCGCUGGCAGAGGACUUCAUAGGGGACAGGGAGUCUUCGCCCAGCUCGCCGUACAGGGACGAGCUGUUUGAGAAGGGCGGUGCCAGCAACCCCACGCCCACCUCCGUGCUGCAGCUGGAGGAGGCCCUCUCCGGCGAGCUGACGGCCAAUUGCGAGCGCUGGUGA